This is a messenger RNA of Sinocyclocheilus rhinocerous, 889 nucleotides long. Its product is annotated as sulfotransferase family cytosolic 2B member 1-like. The coding region runs from base 41 to 832 and encodes 263 amino acids. NCBI's taxonomy places the organism in Eukaryota, Metazoa, Chordata, Actinopteri, Cypriniformes, Cyprinidae. Gene Ontology annotation, molecular function: sulfotransferase activity. The transcript is spliced from 4 exons. The record is from RefSeq and is a predicted model, not a curated record.
ACUUGGACACAAGUAACCUUUCUUCCAAACUCUCCUGUGAAUGUCAGCAGCAGAUAUACGGCUCCCUGUUGGGUUAAUGAAUGCUCUCACCGUCAAACGUCACUCUCGCUCUCUUUCUCUUUCACUCACUCUCUCUUUCUCUUUCUCUUUCACUCACUCUCUCUUUCUCUCCUCUCCAAACACAAGUGAAUUCACACAGAACACGGUGAACAAAACUUCCUUGUUUUCAAGGUCCGGUCAGCAGAGAAUGGCGGACAGCGAUUUGAAUCUGGUUUACCAUGGUCUCCUGCUACCUAAGAUAAAUCAUACAGAGGAAAGUCUCAACUACCUCCAGAAUUUCCAAGUCAAAGAUGAUGAUGUCUUUGCUGUUACCUAUCCAAAAUCCGGUACCACAUGGAUGCAGGAAAUUCUUCCUCCGCUCUUGAAUGGAGGAGACCUGACGUCCGUGGAAACCAUCCCUAACUGGGACAGGGUUCCAUGGCUGGAGGAAACACGAGCUUCAGUGGUCUUAGAUAAGCUCCCUUCACCACGAGCCAUCGUCUCCCACAUGCCUUAUAAUUUGAUGCCUUCCUCCUUUUUCAAGUCCAAGGCCAAGGUACAGAAAGCAGCAGAACAAUCCUCCUCUAAAGCUAAACAUAUGAAAACAAACAAAAUGUCAAACUACUCUCUGGUGCCAGAAAACAUUAUGGACAACAAGAAGUCACCCUUCCUCAGAAAAGGUAUCGCUGGAGACUGGAAGAAUCACUUCAGCCCUGAACUUGAUGCCAAGUUCACAGCUGUAAUUCAAGAGGAAAUGAAAGGAAGCAACAUCAAAUUCCCGUGGGAUGAGUGAAUCUCUUGUAAUGAUAUCUCGGUGCACAUCAAAAUAAACAGUCAUAGAUGGAACAUG